AUUGAUUGCAAUGAACUAGUUAGGCUUAUUCGUAUGCAUAAGGCCUUCCCUAUCUAGUCUAUAUAGGCUCGUAUUGCUAUCAUAGCUAAUCUAAGCUCCCUUUGUUAUUGUUUUGACUGAUACAUUGAGACUAUUAAAUAAUCAUGAAUAAAACUAAAGAUAAGAAUAAACCUAAGGGUCCUAUGUCUGCUUAUGCCUGUUUUGUACAAGUUAUUCGAGAAGAGCACAAAAAGAAGCAUCCUGGUGAACAAAUUGUAUUCAGUGAUUUUUCAAAAAAGUGCGCAGAACGAUGGAAGUUAAUGACGCCAAAAGAGAAGAAACGAUUUGAAGAUCUAGCUGUCUUGGAUAGAGAACGAUUCAAUCGUGAAAUGUGUGAUUACGUGCCACCAGAUGGUAUGAAAAAAGGGAAGAAACGCAAGGGUCCUAAAGACCCCACAGUACCUGCACGAGCCUGGUCUGCUUUCUUUUUCUUUUGUGAUGAAUUCCGUUCAAAAGUCAGAGAAAGCAAUCCAGAUUGGAAAGUUGCAGAUAUUGCUAAAGAACUUGGACGUCAAUGGGAAACUUGUCAAGAUAAAGCAAAGUAUGAACUAUUAGCUCAAAAAGAUAAACAGCGUUAUGAAGAGGACAUGAUAAAAUAUCGGGCGGGGACUUAUGUUCCCAGAGAGAAGAAACUUGCAGGUGCUGUGUCAAACUCUGCAUCUAUCAGGACUUCUGAAGCUCAGAAUCCAGAUUGUGCUACAGUGACCAGUGCUGGAGGUGAUGAAAAUGGUGCGGAGUUAGAAGAUGAAGAUGACGGCGAACCCGAUGAGGGUGAGGAAGAGUGAAGAUCAGAACAUUAGGUUUUUAAUAACUCAGUUGUACAGGUUUAUUGCAUUUAUAAUGUUCUAAUCCCCUUCCAAUUCUUACCUAAACUUUGUAUACAUUGGUUUUAUUGUUAUUUUUGUAUCAUUCAUAAAUUGAAUGUACAUCAUUCAUACUUUGACUUUCGUUUAUUGUGUGAUGUAAGAUUCUGAUAAACAUAUAUAUAUUAUUGUUCAUUAUUGAGUGUUACUGUAUUGUAAUUUAUAAUAGUACAGUUAUAUUCACGA
Schistosoma margrebowiei is the source of this 1088-nucleotide messenger RNA. Lineage: Eukaryota; Metazoa; Platyhelminthes; Trematoda; Strigeidida; Schistosomatidae. The record is from the annotation of a GenBank genome assembly.